Mycena citricolor is the source of this 1376-nucleotide messenger RNA. Lineage: Eukaryota; Fungi; Basidiomycota; Agaricomycetes; Agaricales; Mycenaceae. The record is from the annotation of a GenBank genome assembly.
UUUGCCGUCUUCCUCACAAUCAUGCCACCACCAGACUCUGACAAGGCCCCAAAGCCUCGCAACCUGCGCGACUACCACCGGCCUCCGAGGAUAAAGCUGGGUGCGGUAGGCAGUCGCAUCCCCGCACUCAGUGCCGAGUCAAAGCGAUGUCUGCGGAACCUUUCAGCGUACAAGGCACCGCCGGAGCGGAUACCCUUUCCGCGUACACGGUGUGCGGCUGUGUUAGUCGCGUUGUUUGUCGGGAGGAGGGGGGAUCUACAUGUCUUGCUGAGCCGGCGCUCCUCGACGCUGAGAUCGUACGCCGGAGAUACCGCGCUGCCCGGUGGGAAGGUCGAUCCGGAUGAUGGGUCAUUGGAGGAUGCCGCGGUAAGCGAUCCCUCUCUUCGUCGGAUAAGGAAACCUCAGUCUCGAAGCGCAGGGAGGCAUUUGAGGAGGUAUGCGUGCAGUGGAAUGAUGAAGGGCAGGUUUCUGAACGUCUGCCCGUGUAUGUGUCAGAUUGGCCUUCCAGCGGACAAACUCAAGGUCCCAUUACUAUGCAUUCUGAGUCCCGUCGUCGCCUCCAAUUACCUCGUCGUCACACCUGUGGUCGUUCUCAUCCUUGACAACACUCUGCGUCCGAUCCUCAACACCGCAGAAGUCGCAUCCCUCUUCUCGCAUCCUCUGGCCUCUUUCCUGUCCUCUUCCCCGCCGUUUUCUACCGAGCCAGAGCUUGUCGAAGUCCCGUACCACACCACCAGUGAUUGGCGCUACCCCGGGCCAAAUGGCCAGAUGUACUUCUCCCGUGGGCACCGGUUUCUGACCGGUCGCGAGGCCGGUGGGAUCAAGCCCGUGUUCGGGCUCACUGCCGCGAUUCUAAUCGACGCUGCAUGCAUCGCUCAUCGACGUGUGCCAGAGUUCGAGCUCACGCAUCCGGAGGGGAUGACGCGUGAGGCCCGGCUGGCGUGGAUUGUCUACAGCCAGCCGGCCUUCCGGACGGCGUAUGAGGUGGAGGGCAUUGAGGUCGAUUGGGAGCAGAUCCGGAGGCUGGCAGGCGUGGUUGAUGACCGGGGAGAUAUUGAUCGGAAGGGGGACGAGAAGAAGGAUACUCUUUCAAAACAGCGGAGGAGGAUUCCAAAAAACAAAAGUAAGCUCUAGUCGUGCAACGCCCGAGUCAAUGUCGUAUCUGCACAGUGCUUCAUCUGUGCAUCUGUGCUAUGGUGCAGGGCCGAGCCUUACAUAUGGGAAGGAAUCUUCAGAUCAAUAAUCGUCGGAGAUUUGCGAGAACCUCCGAACUAGAUGAGGAUGAGUAUUGAAAUCAAUGCUUGGGAACCCACCACGAAGGCUCGGAGCAGACGCACGUGGCGGAUCAGAUUUUCAUCGGGAAAACCGAAGCUUGU